Messenger RNA from Rasamsonia emersonii CBS 393.64, 4254 nucleotides. RefSeq lists its product as uncharacterized. The transcript has 8 exons. The coding region runs from base 1 to 4254 and encodes 1417 amino acids. The record is from RefSeq and is a predicted model, not a curated record. NCBI's taxonomy places the organism in Eukaryota, Fungi, Ascomycota, Eurotiomycetes, Eurotiales, Trichocomaceae.
AUGUGUCGCGUCCCUGGCGGCGGGCGGCGCGUGCUGAUUGGCAGAGGCGAACUGCCCACCAUCCGCCCUCAUCUCUAUCAAGCAGCUCUUUCAUCCAAACAACCAUCCCAGGCUGGAGACUGGCGCCUACACGCUACCAAACGUGUUUUUGCCAGCCAAUGCCCUGACGCUGUCCCUCGUCAACACGGACGCGAUGAAACUUCCCUAGAGGAGGUCGCGGUCCACGAUGGUCUGCACCAGUCGAAGACGGCCCAGGUUCACCUGCGGCCUGGAAGCUUGGCUGUAGAGCUCGACCAAGCUCCAAUCGGAGACUUCGAUGAUGGUCUUCUUGAAGCACGAUGCCAAACAGAUUCAAACAUGAUGUCUCAUCCCAGAUCUAAAAAUGUUUUUAUUUUUGGCUGGCUAGGGAUUUGGUGGAUCCAGCAAGGAUUCAUGAACCUGACCAUAAACACUCAGAUUGCCAGCCUUCGCCCUCCAGAGGCUCCCAAAUUUCCUUUCUCUUCGCCGAUAACUGAAGAAGUCGAGAGUCCAACGUGCUCGUCUGAGGAAAGCAGCUUGGAAAACGCAAAUACCUCUGCCAGUCAAGCACCCCGAGUUGGUGCCCCGGCCAAGCACAUGGCGUCUGUCCAAUCCAAUUCCCAGGAUGAAUUCGAGCGAGCAUUAUAUGCGGAUCUCUCACAAGCCAGACAGGAGGCACGCAGAUCGAUCGGUGGCAAGCCGGGAAGGGCGAAGUCAAGACGCAGUGGCAUCAUGAAGAGAAGAGAGCGUCCUACGAAUCUCCAUGUGGUGACGAAUUUCUCUCGCAAUGAGUACAGGAAGAAAAAUGACGCAGCCGCGCCUGCUUUCGUGGAUCUCAACGAUUUAAAGUUGUUGGCUAAAGCUCGUGAGAAGGAGAGAUCUGCGGAGAAGAUCAAACGAGCGCUGCGGAAGAAGGCAGGCCACGGAUACCAAGAAUUGAUCGAUGAGCCUGUCGACCAGUCGAAACCACAAAACUCUGUGGAACAUGCCGCCUCUGCGCCUCCGCCAUUGCAGCAUACACCUUCUGAGAAGUAUGAGCUAUCCCCUUCCGAUAGACCCAUCGUCAUCGGUCUCACAGUGCCAUAUGAUGAGACCUCGCAGCGGAAAGAGAUGAUGGACAGCGCCACUUCGCGAGAACUUGGCAGUGCACACACUCAGCCCACGCCAGUUACGCCUUCCAUAGUAAUAACACCGGCGAGAGAGGAUGGACCGUGGGCCUUUGAUAGCCCAGAACUUGAACGUCGUCCAUCGCGUGCAGCGUCCAGCGUAUAUUCUCAACCAACGCCUCAUGUAGGCUCCAAGGAUCCGGACCAAGACAUUCCACCUGUCCCUGCCAUCCCAGCAUUUCAUUCAUUUGCGAAAAGCGACGGCGCGGAGCAGGUUUUCUCUAAACAAGAGACUCCACCAACGCGACAACAACGCUCGUUCUCGACCAGCACCGUCUUUGAAGAAGACGAAACCCCAAAGUCAGCUGCGCGAGGACGAUCAUUUUCAAACGAGAGCAAGAGACGAAUUAUCCCGCGUCUGAGCGUCAACACGGAAACGAACCGGCAUCAAUCGCAAGGAUGGUGGACGUAUCUCCUGUCGCCCUUGUUGAAGCGUUCUAGCACAGUUGCCAGCCGAAAGACCCCUAUCAGCACCGAACGGCCAGCAGUUCCUCCGCUCUCUACAACAUCUCCCGCAUCCAAGGAAUCGUGCGAUGAGUGGUGGGAAGAGAAAGAGAUAUCUCAUUUCUUGCCAGAUACGCCGGAAAGCACCGUCAACAGGCAGAAUGAGGUCGCGCCAUGGCCAGACCUUGGACAACGUGCUGUCGUUGAUCCGGGAACUCAGAAUAGCACGUAUUGGAAUGUCUUCGAAACGCCUAAUGUGGUCGUUCCGAAUUAUGAGCUUCACGGUGCAGCCGCUGAAUACUAUCAGGCCUGUGCACAUGAUUUAUUCAGCAAGGAACCGUAUUUCGAAUGCAUUAACCAUGUUUGCUCAAUGACCCCCGAAAGUCGCAUAGCUCGCUCUACUAACCUGGAGGGAACUGCAGCUGAGAGUAACGAGAAGGGGCUGGCAGAGAACGAGAACGGGCAUGGCGAGAAAGGGUUGGCUUUGACAACGGAUCCUGACCCUGGAUCUGAUACGGGCAACUCCAAUCCCAACAAUCCGUUCUUCCAGGAGGCAGAGAGGUCUGUUCCAGACGCUGAAAACACGGAAUCUACUACAGCUGAGAGACAGCCGGAAGCACGAAGCGUCGUUGAACAACCUGCGGCGUCUAGUGCCGGAGAGGAGUCUUCUAGGCCGGCUGCGACUGCUCCAGAAAGUACUACUGCACACGCGAAUGAGGCUGAGAAUUCAAAUCAGGCCGUGGAAGAGUCAAACCCGCCUGCUACGAUGCCUGCACAGCAAGAGCGCCGUGUUUCUACGCCUGCACCCCCUCCAUACUCGGCUCAGCCGGACAGACCAGUGCCCCGGUAUAGAGCGAUCUUACCUCCAGAUUAUGCAGCGCAGCCACAGCCACUCUCGCCCGGGCCCGAAUCUCCGGCGAUGCAGCAAGCCAUGGCGAGCAGGGGAUCCAUUCCCAUGUCAGAGAUGCAGCGUUCCCAAGAGCCAUCCCGGGCACGCAUCUUCAUCCAUCAUUCCCUUGACCUUCCUCCACGUCCGGCUCCAGUGCCGAUCAUGAGAGCCGACAUAACACAUCCCGUCACGGCACGAGACGAGAUCGAGAAUCGGCGACGAAGGAGGGAAAAGGAGGAUGCUAUUGGCAGGAAGAUCGGCGGUCUCUGGCGUGGUCGGGGACCUUUUAGCAAUAAGGGAUGCUUUGGGCGACCAGGCCGCGAGGGGCGAAUAAGAAGGCGAUGGUAUGCGGCUAUCAGUAUCCUCUGCCUUGCCAUCAUUGUGAUCGCGAUAGCCCUGGCAACAACCCUUACAAGAAAGGGCGAUGCGACGCCGGUGCAGUCUCAGUGGUUGAAUCUGACGGGAUAUCCGCCGAUGCCAACGGGGAUCCUGACCAUCGCCGGACCAGAAGCUCAGGUUGAAAACAAUGGCUGCAUCCAGCCAUCGACUUUAUGGAGCUGCGCGCUGCCAAAGGAGCAACAGUCGGCAAACUCGCCCUACGCUGCGAACCAGCCGAACUUCAGGAUUCAGAUCCGAUUCCGGAACGGCACAUAUCCCAACAGCACGACCAUUGCGUCGAGCAAACGCUCAGCAGGAGAAUUCAUCAACCGCCGGGUCCUGCAGCCAAGGGAUCCGUUUACGGACUCUCUUUUCGACCCUUCGCCUUCGCCUCCCAGUCUCGCCGAUCAGACGUUCCUGGGGAACACAACCGACAAGAAUGCCGUGCCAUUCGCGGGGGAAGAAACCCCGUUCUUUAUCACGGUUCUAUCUCCUGAAGAAGUCCCUUCGUAUCGGCUUGUCAAACGCGACAGUAAUAAUAAUAAUAAUGAAACCGACUUUCCGAACGUGACGUCGAUUAUCCCCGAACCGAGCCUCGCAUCUGACGGGACGGCUGCUGCUGCGACCCUCUACCCGCUGCCUGUCUCGCAGCCCGUGCGUCUGUACAACCGCGGCCUGCCAACAGAGCACUACGGGUUCUAUACGUACUUCGACCGAUCCAUCUUCCUCAAGUCGACUGCUCCGCUGAACGACAGCGGAACGGACGACGUCACUGCGGACCAAAACGGCGGCUCGCCGAAGGACGAGGCGCAGAUCUGGACGCAGCCGUCCAAUGUGUCUGGGAUGACGUUGCUUAGCAAUGGCAACAAUAACAACGCUGGGAGCGCUACCCCGACAUCAUCCGCAUUACUCCCAACAGCGACAGCGACCGGGAACGCCACGAACUCCUCAGCAAACGACUUCCUCCGCCCCGGCUCCUUCCCCUACCCAACGACCAUCAAACUGGACCGCCACGGCGGCGACGCAUCCAAGAAGAUGGUCUACUGCUACGGAAUGGACGGCAACGAGCACAUCAUCCCGAGCGAGAAGAAGCUGCAGCUGGAGAACAGGGGGUUCGGGGGCGAGCUCGUCAAUCCCGCGCCGGGGAUUUUUGAUGAUUUGGGCAGCAGCAAUAAUAAUUCCUCUCAGGAAGAGGAAGAGGAGGAAGGGGGGAUUGAUGGUGGAACAGGAGGAUGUGCGUACAAGAAAGAGUACAUGUGCUUAUUUCCUGUUAUAUAUUCCCAUUUUCUGUGGUCUGUGUUCAUUGUUUUGGUAGGCAGGCAGGUAGUUACCUACUACAAAUGCUAUGCUAUGCUAUAA